Saccoglossus kowalevskii is the source of this 3710-nucleotide messenger RNA. RefSeq lists its product as uncharacterized. The record is from RefSeq and is a predicted model, not a curated record. Gene Ontology annotation, biological process: signal transduction. Gene Ontology annotation, molecular function: protein binding. NCBI's taxonomy places the organism in Eukaryota, Metazoa, Hemichordata, Enteropneusta, Harrimaniidae.
AGCUAACAAAGACUGUUGAACGUACCGAGGUCGUCACUACUCCCGGUCGUUACUGCGAAGACAUUGUGGCAUUGUGUCUGUAUGCACGAGCAUCUUCGUCUGGAAUUCUAACCGAAAUGAAACGACAUACAUCGAUAGAGCUUUUCUCUGUAAACAGACUGUAAGUAAUGGCGGACGGACUCCAGCCUCUACUUGAGAAAGAAGAUGCAGACUGGAGAAGAAUUUAUGACGUCAUCGCCAAGAGAACAGUAAGAUGGAAGUUCAACAUCGACAUCGCCAAAAGACUGCUCGAUAAAUGGAAAGAUACUUAUGAGACGUUCAAAGAAGAUGCCAAAAAGAAUGGUAACCAAGUUAAGCACAUCGAAGGCAGCAUCGGUCUCUUCACGACGCAACUGGCACCUCUUCCCUCGGUUAAAAAGAAGAUCAACAGAAAAAUGCUGGACAUUGUAGUCAUGUUUCUAAAGAACCCAAAAUGGCAGUUAACCAACUCAGUUCGACUACUGGCUUCCAGUAUUAUUUGGCAGGGCUUAGAGAACAGAUUGAUGGAGUUGUUAUCUGCUUAUGACAAAUGGAUGAAAGAAAACGACGAGUUCUUCCGAAAUCCACCGACCACGGACAUCAUAGAUGAAAUACUUGAAGGGACUUGUAGAGAAAUAAAUUCGUGUAAAACGUGGUCCAAAUAUUCCAACAUUCUAUCCAGAAUUUUAUCCUACGCCGCUUCUCAACCACUGGAAAGAGAGAACGGUUAUCAAGAGAACGGAUACGGUGCUACUGUCUCUGUUAUUCUUCAAAACUACCUCAAUACGAGUGACAGUCAACUCGAUUCCGACGUGUGUGCUAAAUUUGUACCGCAUAUGUUGAAACUUCUUAACAGCGCAUCCUCUGAUAUAUUCAAGUUGGAUAUAUUGGCGGCAAUAUUGAAAAUAGCCAAUCGGCAGCCGGAAGUGAUAGCGCCACACCUGUCAGCAAUGAUUGACUGGUACCUGGGGAAUGAGGACGCGGAGCUUCCGGCGUUUAUCCAGAUUAUCCAGUCAACGUAUCCAUGUAAUGAAGAAGCCGUUCUCGAGAAACUCGAUCCAUUGGUUGAACGCGCCAAAGAAGCAGAUGAUAACUAUAUUUCUUACUUAUUGGUGUUAUUGGAGGAUGUAGCCCGACAUCACCCGGAUAGAGUAAAGAGAUAUAAUGCAUUGAUUUUGGAGAGCCUGGAAACCAGCGACGCCAUGACAGUUAAUAGUCUUAAAGUAUUAGUGGUACUUUCAUCAAAUUCACCCGUGGAAUACGUUCAUCUGUUAGACACAUUGAUUCAGUUGACUGAGAAGAGCAACGGCCAGAUCUGCCACGAGUCUAAUCGCGUUCUUGCGAAUAUAACAAUUAAUAACGAAACCGCCAACAGAGUACUAUGGAACCUUUUCAGAACAUUGGAAACUGCCCAGAACGAGUUCUACCUACCAACCUUGGUACUUGUCAAACGCGUAGGCGAGAACUACAAGACAGAACUGGAGAAAUACGAAAACAAGAUACGAAUUAUUGCCCGGAAUACAAUAGCAGGGGUUCCAGAGCUUUCACAGACAAUCCUCACAAUUAUUGAUCAGACACGCGUGCAAAAGCAAAGCAAUAAUGAAUAUGCUGCAGUUGAUAGUCACAAUGGAAAUGAAAACCCGCGUAAUGAAGGCAUCGUCUCGGGCACUGUUUCCGGUCACGUGACGGACAAGUUCGAGGUAAACGGUAGCAAGGUAGGAGGAAUUGACGGCUACUUACAACUAUGUGGCUGGGCUCUACUCUUGUCCUACGCGAAGGUUAAAAUUCGGGUACAGGACCAAGAUAAGAUAAUAUCGGAACAAGAGCAAAGAGUCGUGAAGCAAAAUUUGAAAAUAAAAGAUCUAGAACGAAAGCUCGAAGAGCAGGGCCAAAAGAUAGCAGAAUUAUCGACUACAGACAUAUCAGAUUGGUUUCCAGUUGUUGCCAAGGUGAUGGAUCCCAGAGCCAACAAUGAUUGGCGGUACAUGGCGAUACGUUUGGGCUACAGUUUUGAUGAUGUUCAAAAAUGGGGAGCAUCGUCGCAUCCGGCGAUGGAGGUACUCAACGACUUGUACCAAAGGUACGACACACAGAACGACCUCCAGACAACCCUUGCUCUUCUCGCAUCACUCAGAGAACUUUACAGACACGACGCAAUAGAAAUUAUCGAAAAUGCGCUAGAGUCGGUUGUUGGCCAAGUGAUUCAACAUCAAUUGAAAACAAUUCAGACCCUGCCGAAGGUUUACAUUGCCCACAGCACCGAUGACAAAGACAAAGCUGAAAUGAUAUCGAGACAUAUUGAAAUGGCUGGGGUAAAAUGUUCUCUGAAGAGUUACUAUGGUGAUGAUGAAGACAGGGGCAAUGAGGGGGAGAAUAGUGACAUGUACGCCGCUAAGCUGGUCUUAAUCGUAUGCACACAGAAGAGUCUCCAAAAAGACAUUUUCAGUCAGGCGGUAAAGAUAGCAACCCUUCUCAAUAAGCCAGUCGUUUUUGUGUUGAUAGAAAGCUUUACCUGGUCACAAGAUUCAAACUAUUCCAGCUACGUACGUCUUCCACUAUUCGAAUUUAGUAAUAGUCAGAUGAAGGGUGAUCAAUCUUUAUGGAGGAGCAAAGUGUUCACCGAGCUCCUCGGAGAGGUCAUUUUUUAUGUCUCACCAGAUUUUAAUGAGGCGACCAAAGAUUACCGUGAUUGGAUGAUUGCUUUAAAUGACAUUCCUGUCAGAAACUUAACAGAUUUAUCAAGUUCUUCUUCAGAGAGCAUGCAGUCUGCCACAGACAUCCCGCCUGUGUUGAUAUCAUACCAGUGGAGCAUGCAACAUGAGGCCAAGCAAAUUUAUGCCCGACUCACAAAGGCUGGAUUUUCAUGUUGGCUGGACAUCUUUCACCUGGGAGGCAGUGAGUGCAUUUACAACAAAAUAGAGAAACUAAUUUCGGGUUUCAAGGUGGUUGUAAUGUGUGUGUCACGGAAUUUUCUCAGCUCAAAGGCCUGUAGACAGCUUGGUAACUUGGUCAAAGUUCUUCAAGUACCUAUACUUCCGAUACAAUUAGAAGAUAUCUCCUGGCCUGAAGAAGAUGCACUGGCAACCCUAAUACAAAUGAACAGAUGUAUUGACUUCACUGAGGAAUUUGGAUCCAGCACGAACAUAAAUGAUGACAGAUUUGGCGAAUUACUGACGCGAUUACGAGAAGAAAACUUUCAUAAAGGAGAUCCCUCAAGCCCAGCAGUAAGUAGGAAAGCAAAAACUCUCGCUAGAGUAAACAAGUCGUUCACGUAUGUCCAGAAGACUGUUGAGCGUAAAAGGAUGUCACUGACUGGACAGUCACAGAUUCCAGCAGAAAUGUUGCCAAGACGGAGCCGGUCACACGAACGUUUUGAAAGCGUUCGAAAUACCCCCGAAGCAAAAAGGAAAAGCCCUUAUAUAUCCAGAUAUACUCCUCUGCCGAAUAUUAGCUCUAAUGGAACUACCCCAUUGGAGCGGUUAUCGGUUAAUCACGAAGUGGAUGAGCAUACCCACAGGGACUUAAAUUCUGAAGACAAGGAUAGUUUACUUCUCAAUAUCAAGUUGCCUAACGGGACACGCUUACGUAGAUAUUUCCGGCAAACAGACACGUUGGAGCAACUUCUCUCCUAUACAGAAAGUCAUGCUCAUGCCGGGAUCACGAGGUUGGAAAUAACACUGUGGAAAUCAUAG